ACUGUAAACCAGGGGCGGACUGACCAUUCGAGCACUCGGGCACUGCCCGAGGUCCCGGGGUCAGUAGGGGGCCCCAUGAAAUGCCCCUGGUACCUUUUUAUAGGCUUUUUUUUGGAUGUGCUUUGAGUGUGGGCAAGAACACAGGGGCCCCAUUAUCCCCUAUUGCCUGGGGGCCCCAUGAGUUGUCAGUCCGACCCUGCUCCGAAAUGUGUAAUACUGUCCUUCCACUGGAUCUUACCAUGUAGCCAAUAAAGCUUUU
Staurois parvus is the source of this 259-nucleotide messenger RNA. Lineage: Eukaryota; Metazoa; Chordata; Amphibia; Anura; Ranidae. The record is from the annotation of a GenBank genome assembly.